ACAGCUAAUUUCCCUCGACGGCAGGUCUGCUUGUUUGAUCAGACCCAGGGAGACAGCAGUAAGCUCACAGUUGGGCGGAGCCUGUGGCGAGCGAGCGCUCUAGUUGGUUGCCGUGUUGCGUUACACUGCGUCAUGCGGGCAGGAUGGAUGUGAAAGAACGCAGGCCCUACUGCUCACUGACCAAGAGCAGGAGAGAAAAAGAGCGUCGCUACAUGGGCUCAUCCGGCGACAGCGAGGACUGCCGCGUGCCCACCCAGAAGUCCUACAGCUCCAGCGAGACACUCAAGGCCUUCGACCACGACUCCUCACGCUUACUGUACGGAGGCCACGUCAAAGAGAUGGUCCACCGAGAGGCAGAUGAGUACAGCCGCCAAGGUCAAAACUUUAACCUGAGGCAGCUGGGAAUAUGUGAACCAGCCACACGCCGUGGCCUGGCCUUCUGCGCAGAGAUGGGCCUCCCCCACCGCGGCUACUCUGUUGGCGCAGGCUCAGACAUGGACACUGAGAACGAAGGGGUGAUGUCACCGGAGCGUGCCAUGCGCCUCUGGGGCAGGGGUGUCAAGUCUGGCCGCAACUCCUGCUUGUCCAGCCGCUCGAAUUCAGCGCUGACCCUGACUGAUACAGAACAUGAGAACAAAUCGGACAGUGAGAACGGUUCUCCCAUGCCAUCCUCUCUCUCCAGUCCAUCAGUCACUGAGCAUUCCCAUUCUCAACCACCCUCACCCAAUCUCCAUGACAACCAGAGUUCCAUCUUAAGUAAUGCCACCACACAGGCGGUGAAGGACUCUGAUUCCGAGGAAGAGUACACGGCCACUCUCUAUAGACCCAUAACACAGCCUGGCCCCAGCCACAGUUGUAAUGAGCAACCAUCCAAUCAGCACCAGCAGGGCCAGUCCACGCUGCCACCGGCACCACCCCCGCACAAGCAGCAGCCGUCGGUGACGGCACUGAACCACAACACUCUGAGCAGCCGCAGGAACGUGAGCCCGGCCCCUCCGGCCGCCCUCCCCGCCGAACUGCAAACCACACCCGAGUCAGUGCCGCUGCAGGACAGCUGGGUCCUGGGCAGCAAUGUGCCGCUGGAGAGUAGGCACUUUCUCUUUAAGACAGGCACCGGUACCACUCCUCUGUUCAGCACGGCCACGCCAGGAUACACCAUGGCCACGGGGGCGGUCUACUCGCCCCCCACGCGGCCCCUGCCCCGCAACACACUCUCCCGCAGCGCCUUCAAGUUCAAGAAGUCCUCCAAGUACUGCUCAUGGAGGUGCACGGCUCUCAGUGCCAUGGCCGUUUCCAUAUUGCUCUCUAUACUGCUGUGCUACUGCAUCGCAAUGCAUCUCUUUGGAUUAAAUUGGCAGCUGCAGGAGACUGAGGGCUAUGCUUUUGAGAAUGGACAGGUCAAAUCUGAUGCCACGGCAUCCAACGCAGUUACUGCCCUGUCUACUGAGAAUAGAGUUUACUUUCAAGAGAAUAACACCAUAGACACAGGUGAGGUGGAUGUGGGACGAAGGGCAGUACAGGAAGUCCCUCCAGGAAGUUUCUGGCGCUCUCAACUCUUCAUUGACCAGCCGCAGUCCCUCAAGUUCAACAUAUCCGUCCAGAGAGACGCCCUAGUGGGGGUCUAUGGUCGAAAAGGCCUGCCUCCCACGCACACUCAGUAUGACUUUGUGGAGCUGCUGGACGGCAGUCGUCUGAUAUCUAAAGAGAAGCGGGGACUGGUGGAGGUGGAGGGAGCAGCCAGGAAGGCUCGUUCAGUCAAUGUUCAUGAGGCCGAGUUCAUCCGGUUCCUGGACUCAGGCACCUGGCACCUUGCCUUCUACAAUGAUGGCAAGAACACUGAGCAGGUCUCCUACAAUACCAUUAUCAUAGAUACCCUCACAGAGUGUCCACACAAUUGCCAUGGUAACGGAGACUGUCGCUCAGGAACAUGCCAUUGUUUCCCAGGGUUCCUUGGGCCCGAUUGCUCACGAGCUGCCUGUCCAGUAUUGUGCAGUGGCAAUGGACAGUACUCCAGGGGCCGAUGUCUUUGCUACAGUGGCUGGAAGGGGACAGAGUGUGAUGUUCCUGGUAACCAGUGCAUCGAUAUUCACUGCGGCGGUCACGGGAUCUGCAUCAUGGGCAUCUGCGCCUGCAAUACAGGCUAUAAAGGAGACAAUUGUGAAGAAGUGGACUGCCUGGACCCCUCCUGUUCAUCUCAUGGUGUUUGUAUUCAUGGAGAAUGCCACUGCAAUCCAGGUUGGGGUGGUACCAGCUGUGAGAUACUGAAGACUAUGUGCCCAGACCAAUGCUCGGGACAUGGAACCUACCAGACGGAGAGCGGUACUUGCACCUGCGAUGCCAACUGGACUGGGCCCGACUGCUCCACUGAGGUGUGUGCAGUGGACUGUGGCUCUCAUGGUGUGUGCAUGGGAGGAAGCUGUCACUGUGAGGAGGGCUGGACGGGUACAGUCUGUGAUUUGAAAGCCUGUCACCCGCGCUGUACUGAACACGGCACCUGCAAGGACGGCAAAUGUGAAUGCCACCAAGGCUGGACCGGAGAGCACUGCACCGUCGCUCACCCGGAGACAUAUGUCCAAGAGGGAUGCCCAGGUCUGUGCAACAAUAAUGGCCGCUGUACACUGGACCAGAAUGGCUGGCAUUGUGUCUGCCAACCAGGCUGGAGAGGGGCCGGCUGUGACGUUGCCAUGGAGACGCUCUGUGCAGAUGGAAAGGACAAUGAAGGAGAUGGCCUGGUGGACUGUAUGGAUCCUGACUGUUGCCUGCAGAGCUCGUGCAAGACUCAACCCUUCUGCCGUGGCUCUCCUGACCCCAUCGACAUAAUCAGCCAGAACCAACCAGUCAGCCCACAGCAAGCCGCCCAGUCCUUCUAUCAGCGAAUCAGUUUCCUCAUCGGACCAGAGAGCACGCAUGUCAUUAACGGAGACAACCCCUUCAACAGAAGCCUGGUCUCCAUUAUCAGAGGGCAGGUGCUUACUGCAGAUGGGACGCCCCUGAUUGGAGUCAAUGUGUCCUUUGUGCACUACCCAGACCAUGGAUACACCAUCACACGGCAAGAUGGCAUGUUUGACAUUCUGACCAAUGGCGGAGCUUCACUGACACUGAGCUUCGAGCGGGCUCCAUUCCUGACGCAGUUCCGUACAGUAUGGAUCCCAUGGAACAUCUUCUAUGUGAUGGACACCCUGGUCAUGAAGAAAGAGGAGAAUGACAUCCCCAGCUGUGAUCUCAGUGGCUUUAUCCGGCCUAGCCCCCUCAUCGUGGCCACGCCCCUUUCCACAUUCUUCCGAUCCUCACCUGAGAACGGCCCCAUCAUUCCAGAAACACAGGUUCUUCAGGAGGAGACGCCGAUUCCGGGCAGUGACCUGAACCUGAUGUAUCUGAGUUCGCGGGCGGCUGGCUACCGUCCAGUGCUGAAGGUGACCAUGACCCAAGCCACCAUCCCCUUUAACCUCAUGAAGGUGCACCUGAUGGUGGCUGUGGUGGGGCGCCUCUUCCAGAAGUGGUUCCCGGCAGAGCCCAACCUGUCCUACACCUUUAUCUGGGACAAAACAGAUGCAUACAACCAAAGAGUCUAUGGCCUGUCAGAGGCAGUGGUGUCAGUUGGAUUUGAGUACGAGUCUUGUUUAGAUCUGAUCCUGUGGGAGAAGAGAACAGCCAUUUUGCAAGGUUAUGAACUUGAUGCCUCAAACAUGGGCGGGUGGACCCUGGACAAACAUCACGUUUUGGAUGUUCAGAAUGGCAUCCUGUACAAAGGCAACGGUGAGAAUGUCUUCAUCUCCCAGCAGCCUCCAGUCAUCAGCACCAUCAUGGGUAAUGGCCGCAGACGCAGUAUCUCCUGCCCCAGCUGUAACGGCCAGGCCGAUGGCAACAAACUUCUGGCUCCAGUGGCCCUCGCCUGUGGAUCUGAUGGCAGCCUGUUUGUCGGAGACUUCAACUACAUCAGACGUAUCUUUCCCUCAGGGAACGUUACCAGUGUUAUGGAGCUGAGAAAUAAAGAUUUCAGACACAGCAACAAUCCUGCACAUAGAUACUACCUAGCAACAGACCCGAUGACCGGUCAGCUGUAUAUUUCGGACACCAACUCACGGCGGAUCUUCAGACCUAAAGCCCUGAUGGGAACCAAAGAGCUGCUGCAGAAUGGAGAGGUUGUGGCAGGAACAGGAGAGCAGUGUCUGCCAUUUGAUGAGGCUCGAUGUGGAGAUGGUGGCAAAGCCACUGAAGCCCUCCUGCUGGGACCCAAAGGCAUUGCAGUGGAUAAGAAUGGGUUCAUCUACUUUGUGGAUGGUACAAUGAUCAGGAAGGUAGACAGGAAUGGCAUUAUCUCAACACUGCUGGGCUCUAAUGACCUCACAUCUGCUCGGCCUCUGACCUGUGAUACCAGCAUGCACAUUGGACAGGUGCGUUUAGAGUGGCCUACAGACCUGGCCAUCAACCCUAUGGACAACUCCAUCUAUGUGCUUGACAACAAUGUGGUGCUACAGAUCACUGAGAAUAGGCAGGUGCGCAUCGUGGCAGGUAGACCCAUGCAUUGCCAGGUCCCAGGCAUCGAGUACACCAUGGGAAAGCGUGCCAUCCAGACCACUCUAGAAGGUGCGACAGCCAUUGCACUCUCCUACAGUGGUGUUCUCUUUAUAGCUGAGACGGAUGAAAAAAAGAUUAACCGUAUUAGACAAGUUAGCACCGAUGGCGAGAUUUCUCACCUGGUAGGAGCACCCUCUGACUGCGAUUGCAAAAACGAUGCUAACUGUGACUGUUACCAGACGGGCGAUGGGUAUGCCAAAGACGCACGACUAAAUGCACCUUCUUCGCUGGUGGUAUCUCCUGAUGGAACACUUUAUGCUGCCGACUUAGGAAACAUUCGGAUCCGUGCCAUACGUCGCAAUCGACCUCCACAAGGCUUUUCGGGUCUUUAUGAAGUUGCGUCACCUGCCUCACAAGAACUCUACGUGUUUGAUGCCAAUGGAACGCAUCAGUAUACCAUGAGCUUGGUCACUGCUGACUAUAAGUACAACUUUAGCUAUAGUAAUGAGGAUGAUGUUACAGCUGUAACAGAUAGCAAUGGAAAUACACUUCGGGUCCGCCGUGACCCCAACCGGAUGCCAGUCCGCAUCGUUGCCCCCGACAACCAGGUCAUUUGGCUGACAAUUGGCACGAAUGGAGGGCUUAAGACCCUCACUGCACAGGGGCAGGAGCUGGUACUCUUCACCUACCAUGGCAAUAGCGGUCUGUUAGCCACCAAGAGCAUCCAAAUUGGCUGGACAACAUUUUAUGACUAUGACAGCGAGGGACGUCUGACAAACGUGACCUUCCCCACGGGUGUUAUUACCAGUCUGAUUGGAGAGAUGGACAGAGCUCUAACAGUUGACAUUGAGACCUCAGGACGAGACGAUGAUGUCAGCAUCACCACCAAUCUCUCCUCCAUUGACUCCUUUUACACAUUAGUUCAAGAUCAACUAAGAAACAGCUACCAGGUGGGCUAUGAUAACUCCAUGAGGGUCAUCUACGCCAAUGGAAUGGACUCACACUUCCAGACCGAGCCUCAUAUUCUUGCGGGUGCAUCCAACCCGAUCGUGGCUAGGAGAAACAUGACCUUGCCUGGAGAGAAUGGACAGAACCUGGUGGAGUGGCGCUUUAGAAAAGAGCAGAACAGGGGGAAAGUCGAAGUGUUUGGCAGGAAACUCAGGGUCAACGGUAGAAACCUGCUCUCUGUGGACUAUGACCGAACUCUGCGGACAGAGAAAAUAUAUGAUGACCAUCGAAAGUUCCUCCUGAAGAUUGUGUAUGAUGCCUCCGGUCAUCCUACAUUGUGGGUGCCCAGUAGUAAAUUGAUGUCUGUCAACCUCACCUACUCCAGCACUGGCCAGGUCACAAGCAUCCAAAGAGGCCCCACAACUGAGAGGGUAGAAUAUGACAGCCAGGGACGAAUAGUUUCCAGAACCUUUGCAGAUGGCAAAACAUGGAGUUACACUUAUCUGGACAAGUCCAUGGUGCUCCUUUUACACAGCCAGCGGCAGUACAUCUUUGAUUAUGAUCUCCAAGAUCGACUCUCCGCCAUUACUAUGCCAAGUGUGGCCCGCCACACCAUGCAAACCAUCCGCUCCGUAGGUUACUAUCGCAAUAUCUACAAUCCACCUGAAAGUAAUGCCUCCGUAACGGUAGACUACAGUGAGGAUGGCCAGCUCCUGCGGGUGGCGCACUUGGGCACUGGCCGGCGUGUCCUCUACAAGUACCGUAGACAGAACAAGCUGUCCGAGAUCCUCUACGACAGCACACGGGUUAGCUUCACCUAUGAUGAGACAGCAGGUGUGCUCAAAACCGUCAACCUACAGAGUGAGGGCUUCAUUUGUUCGAUCAGAUAUCGGCAGAUAGGCCCACUGGUGGACCGACAGAUAUUCCGUUUUAGUGAGGAUGGCAUGGUCAAUGCGCGCUUUGACUACACCUAUGACAACAGUUUCCGAGUUACCAGCAUGCAGGGAGUUAUCAAUGAAACCCCACUUCCAAUUGACCUCUAUCAGUUUGAUGACAUUUCCGGCAAGGUAGAGCAGUUUGGCAAGUUUGGCGUCAUUUAUUACGACAUCAACCAGAUCAUCUCCACAGCUGUCAUGACCUAUACGAAGCACUUCGAUGUCCAUGGCCGCAUCAAGGAGAUCCAGUACGAGAUCUUUCGUUCCCUCAUGUACUGGAUAACAAUCCAGUAUGACAACAUAGGCCGUGUCACAAAAAGGGAAAUAAAGAUCGGUCCUUUUGCCAACACCACCAAAUAUGGCUAUGAGUAUGAUGUGGAUGGGCAGCUACAGACUGUUUAUUUGAAUGAGAAAAUGAUGUGGCGGUACAAUUAUGACCUGAAUGGCAAUCUACACCUGUUGAACCCUGGGAACAGUGCUCGACUCACACCCCUCCGUUAUGACCUACGGGACCGCAUCACACGACUGGGCGAUGUGCAGUAUCGCAUGGAUGAAGAUGGCUUUUUGCGCCAAAGGGGUGCGGAAAUCUUUGAAUACAACUCCAAGGGCCUCCUGGUUCGGGUGCAUAGUAAAGCCAGUGGCUGGACCAUCCAGUACCGUUAUGAUGGGCUUGGAAGACGCCUUGCCUCUCGCAAUAGUCUGGGCCAGCACCUUCAGUUUUUCUAUGCCGACCUCAACUACCCUACACGCAUCACCCACGUGUACAACCAUUCUAGCUCAGAGAUCACCUCACUGUACUAUGAUCUCCAAGGCCAUCUGUUUGCCAUGGAGAUCAGCAGUGGGGAAGAGUUUUACAUAGCUUGCGACAACACAGGAACACCACUUGCCGUUUUUAGCAGCAAUGGGCUGCUACUCAAGCAGGUACAAUAUACUGCUUAUGGAGAGAUCUACUUUGACUCCAACCCAGACUUCCAGUUGGUUAUUGGAUUCCAUGGUGGUUUGUAUGAUCCUUUAACAAGACUGCUGCACUUUGGAGAGAGAGAUUAUGACAUUCAAGCUGGCCGUUGGACCACCCCAGAUAUUAGCACCUGGACCAGGGUGGGCAAGGACCCAGCUCCCUUCAACUUGUAUAUGUUUCGCAAUAACAAUCCCAUCAGCAAGGUGCAUGAGGUCAAGGAGUAUGUCACAGAUGUCAACAUCUGGCUGGUGACAUUUGGCUUCCACCUGCACAACGUCAUCCCAGGGUUUCCCAUCCCUAAAUUCGACCUCACCCAGCCCUCAUUGGAAAUGAGAAAGAGUCAACUGUGGGAUGACCUACCGUCCAUAUCAGGGGUCCAGCAAGAGGUUAUGCGGCAGGCCAAGGCUUUCCUAUCCUUUGAAAGGAUGCCAGAGAUCCAGUUUAGCCGUCAACGCUCAAGUUGGGAAAAACCUUGGUUGUGGUUUGCCACAGUCAAGUCCCUCAUUGGUAAAGGUGUGAUGCUUGCCAUUACCAGUAAGGGCCAGGUAGCCACCAACGCACUGAACAUCGCAAAUGAAGACUGCAUUAAAGUGGCCACCGUGCUCAACAAUGCCUUCUAUCUGGAAGAUCUACACUUCACAGUGGAAGGCCGAGACACGCACUACUUCAUAAAAACCAGCCUGCCAGAGAGCGACCUAGGCACACUGCGACUUACCAGCGGCCACAAGAGUCUAGAGAAUGGUGUCAACGUAACAGUGUCGCAAUCCACAACUGUCGUCAAUGGGCGCACACGUCGCUUUGCAGAUGUAGAGUUGCAAUACGGUGCAUUGGCCCUGCAUGUGCGCUACGGCAUGACACUGGAUGAGGAGAAGGCACGGGUCCUGGAGCAGGCUCGCCAGAGAGCAUUGUCUAGUGCUUGGGCACGGGAGCAGCAGCGUGUACGUGAUGGGGAGGAAGGGGUGCGUCUUUGGACAGAGGGGGAGAAGAGGCAGUUGCUUAGCUCUGGAAAGGUGCUGGGUUAUGAUGGCUACUAUGUACUCUCAGUAGAGCAGUACCCUGAACUGGCCGACAGUGCCAAUAAUAUCCAGUUCCUGAGGCAGAGCGAGAUUGGGAAGAGGUAACAGUCUGCACAGCACAGGCUGCCCUAUGGACUACUGCCCCUCUGCUCCCCAAGUUCCUCUUCUCCUUGUUCACUGUACCAGACCUCCCAGCCCAGAGACUGAAGGGAAAGGAUUUAGGAUAGAGAAAUGAGGAGCUGUGCCUAAGUGCCACAAACACAGCAAUUAUACAGAAAAAAUGGAGGCACUUCCUCUUAUAGACUGUACCACACCCCCGUCCUACACAUUGGUCCACACUAUUGUGUUGAAUAGUGAAUGGACUCUCUUAAAAGAGAGCAACUCGAGGAAAAAAACUGUUCUGAUUUGUGUUUUUCUUCUUUUUCUGCUUUUUAUAUUAAAACCUUAAAGGUGACUUGGUCAGUGAUGAUAAAAUGGAUAAAAAAGACAAAUGUGUUUACAUGCGGAAACCACUGCACACAGAUUAACUAAUAUAAUGCCCUGUAAUAUAAAGGCAGUGACUGUAAUUCAGUGGUUCUUACUGUCUCGGGCAUACUCAUAAAUGGGUCCUUGCUCUCUGAAAUAUUUUGUCGACUAGUGAGGACUGUGAGCUAGUUGAUGGUUUCUCUCCUGCUUUGAUUUCUUAAGGGACACAGUUAUGGUUCAUAUAAUCAAAUCUGAGUACAAUCUCAUUCAUCAAGUGUUUAAUAGAGCGGAAACUGACAGAACAAAAAAAUAUAAAUAUAUAUCUAUCUCAUAACUGACCUGUCUUUUGAAAAAGAUGUUAAAAUAUCUUUAUGGAUUUUGUUUUUUUUUUUAAGUGAAAAAAAUUCCACCUAUCCGUACAACAACAUUAGGCGCAAAGAAAGUAAUUUAUGUACAGUGUUUAUACAUAAAAAUAAAAUCUUACAAAUAUUGAGA
Molecule: messenger RNA, 9335 nt
Organism: Myxocyprinus asiaticus (Chinese sucker)
Lineage: Eukaryota; Metazoa; Chordata; Actinopteri; Cypriniformes; Catostomidae
Product: teneurin-3-like
Exons: 32
Coding region: 144-8480 (2778 amino acids)
Biological process (GO): signal transduction; neuron development; heterophilic cell-cell adhesion
Cellular component (GO): neuron projection; membrane
Molecular function (GO): cell adhesion molecule binding; protein homodimerization activity; protein heterodimerization activity
Source: RefSeq, a predicted model, not a curated record